Molecule: messenger RNA, 591 nt
Organism: Drosophila erecta
Lineage: Eukaryota; Metazoa; Arthropoda; Insecta; Diptera; Drosophilidae
Exons: 2
Coding region: 32-367 (111 amino acids)
Source: RefSeq, a predicted model, not a curated record
GAGCUCUUCCCUUGACAGACACUGAUCGACAAUGUCUCGGCUCAGUAGCUCCUUUUGCAUCCUGUUCCUAACCAUUCAAUUGUCGCAUUUCGUCCUGCCAGCUCCAACUGGAAAUAUGCCUCUGACUGCAUCCGAUGGCCUGGUGACUUUUAGAAUGAGCAUUGACAGGGAAUUCGAGCAAUUGCUGCCCGAACUGGAGCUCAAAUUGUUGCAGGCACAGCAUCGGGAAGAAGAUUUGGAAGUGCUGCGCAUGCAGCUGCUGCAGUUGAACUUACUAAAGUUGUUAGUCGGCUUGGAUUGCUUUAUCUUGUUGUGCCUGUGUUACUAUGCCAGAGAAGAAAAAUAUCGCCCAGUUGAAACCGUGUGACAACCCUUUCAUAACUAACAUAGUUUGUAAGAUGCACAAAAAAACACUUUAAAUUAUCGAAAAAAUUAACGUUAAGUACGCAGUGUAUUAUAGCACUCUGUUAAUUAAUUUUGAAAACGUUAUUGCUAUGAAAAUUUAGAUUAGCUUAUAAAUUGUAGCAUCGCCACCCAUGAAGCCCUAAUGGUGUGUUUUAAAUAAACUGUUAUUGAAUAAUUACGAGCCAA